UGUCGUGACAACAAGAUGAGAGUGCCGCUAUACUUGCGAUUAUUUUUCACAUUUUUAUGUGUAAAUACUGCAGUUGGAUUUCCGGAACAAGGCAAAUGGGAUUUGGUGUUAACAAAGCGCCUCACGUAUAUUCCUAUUCCAAAAUCUUUGUACGAGGGAUUCAGCAUUUUUCUGCAGGUUACCUGUGACCCGGCGCAAAGUAACGCGCCAGAAUUACGUGUGAACAUUUCCUGGACUUUGCGGGAACUGAAAUGUUGGCAGGAAUACGUGAGCUACUCUUAUCUGCUUCAAGAUGAAAGGUUUCCAUCAACAAAUAAUGUUACCCAGCUAAAAUCUAAGAAUUAUGUUCAUCGCUGUAGCAACGAUGAGCAUAUCGUAAUCCCUGAAGUAGAAUUCCCUGGUUCGAAGGAGACACAUACGUCACCGUCCCGGAGAAAUAGUGGACCGCUAAACAAUGACCAACGACCGGUUUUUACAGUUAGCAAAGAUGGACUGUACAUUUUUACAAUUCUUAUCGAGCCAGCAGAUAAGGAAGCGGUUCGAGCGACUGAAGACCUGGACGCUUUGGGUGAUUACACGGCAAGUGUACACUUGCAAAUUAAGCGGCCUAGUGGCUAUCUCUCAGCCGUUGAUUGGCCUCUACUUCCGUUCUAUGGAGCCAUGUGUUUGGUGUACGUUUUGCUCGGAAUCGUUUGGUUGACCGUCUCUUUUCUGCAAUGGAGAGAUUUAUUGCGCAUUCAAUUUUGGAUUGGUGGUGUAAUCUUGCUUGGAAUGUUGGAAAAGGCUAUGUUUUACGGCGAAUAUCAAAGCAUUAAUUCCACUGGAGUGUCAGUGAAAGGAAUGGUGCUGUUGGCUGAAUGGGUAUCUUGUGGAAAAAGGACAUUGGCACGCAUGCUUGUGAUCAUCGUUUCGCUUGGCUUCGGAAUCGUGAAACCACGCCUGGGUCCUAUGUUGCAUCGAGUGGUUGGAACAGGUGUGCUUUAUUUAGUUCUGGCCUGCGUAGAAAGUUUCCUACGGAUCAUGCAUACUAAGAACGACCCUAGCAAUCAAAUACUGGUUGCCAGUAUACCACUAGCAGUUCUUGAUUCUGCAAUUUGCUGGUGGAUUUUUACUUCCCUUGUUCAGACUACGCGAACAUUAAGACUGCGAAGAAACAUGGUGAAACUGUCCUUGUACCGACAUUUUACCAACACCCUUAUAUUUGCUGUGCUAGCGUCAGUGGUAUUCAUGUUGUAUUCGAUAAAAGUACACCGUUUCGCCGAAUGUCUGACUGACUGGAAGGAACUCUGGGUGGAUGAUGCAUUUUGGCACGUUCUUUUCUCAACUCUUUUGCUUGUGAUCAUGAUUCUAUGGCGGCCAACUAACAACAAUCAACGAUACGCGUUCACUCCUCUGCUUGAUAACCCAGAAGAUGAAGAUGACGAAGAGGAAGAUCAGUUUGUAUCAGAUGCAUAUGGAGUAAAAAUGCGUGGUGCCAGAAGCAACUCACCCAAACCGAACGCCAAGAGCCCCACCACCGACGAGGAGAACCUGCGAUGGGUCGAGGAUAACAUACCAGCAGCGAUUGCGGACGCAGCCCUUCCAGUUUUGGAUUCGGACGAAGAAAUUAUCAAUACCAAGUUUGAAGUCUCCAAAAUGCAGUAGAACUCUACAAGCUAUUAUUGCACCUUAAUUCCUACGUUAAAUAGUAAAUAGUCAAAUAAGCUUGCCAGGUAAUUCCUGCGUCUCCGUCGGUAGUUCAUACUGAUUUCGUAACAAAUUGCUCUCGUUCUGAAUAAAAAUAAGAAAUCAAGGUUGCGGCCUUUUUGCGUGUCAGGAGCCCACGUUCCUGGCACAUGUCCACGUUUAUAAAAAGGUGAAGUUAAUUAAAAGUGAUACCAUUUCGAACGGCACUAGUCAAACGAUACAUUUACACACAUCUGUAGUGAAUGGAUAUGAGCAACACGCGGAAGUACCGUUCAAAGAAUAGAUUUUCUUUCGCUGGAACCAUAGCCAAGAGGUUGUGGUGACGAAGACAGGUUUUAUUAUUCAUGUGAUUUGCUUCCUUUUAGUUUAUUCUCUAAUUACCAAGGAACACGUUUUUCUUUCCGAAGUAAGGCGACAUUAUCAACUGAUGUGGUGAGGAAGCGAAACUAUUUUAAAGAUAACAGAACAGUCUUUAUAAAAACUAGAUUCAUGAUUUUGUUAGGAAAUUAUGCUUCAUAACUUAUGACUCUUGCUUUUACACCAACGUUAAUAAGUAACGUGGAUGUCUUUUUGGACCAGUAGAUUAUGGAAAAUUAAGGUACAAUAGAAUAUGUCCUUUAUCGGAAAGUAAACAGCCCGACGUACUUCGGUGACGAACGCGGGAUAGGAUCGAAAUUUGAAAUGAAAUAAAAUAGUCCAAUACAUACAUC
Molecule: messenger RNA, 2396 nt
Organism: Anopheles coustani
Lineage: Eukaryota; Metazoa; Arthropoda; Insecta; Diptera; Culicidae
Product: transmembrane protein 87A
Exons: 9
Coding region: 16-1644 (542 amino acids)
Biological process (GO): retrograde transport, endosome to Golgi
Cellular component (GO): membrane; Golgi apparatus
Source: RefSeq, a predicted model, not a curated record